This is a messenger RNA of Letharia columbiana, 639 nucleotides long. RefSeq lists its product as uncharacterized. Lineage: Eukaryota; Fungi; Ascomycota; Lecanoromycetes; Lecanorales; Parmeliaceae. Gene Ontology annotation, cellular component: plasma membrane. Gene Ontology annotation, molecular function: GDP binding; GTPase activity; GTP binding. The transcript has 4 exons. The coding region runs from base 1 to 639 and encodes 212 amino acids. Gene Ontology annotation, biological process: signal transduction. The record is from RefSeq and is a predicted model, not a curated record.
AUGACUAGUAAUAGUAAUAGAUUUCUUCGAGAGUACAAGCUUGUGGUGGUUGGUGGAGGUGGUGUGGGAAAGUCAUGUUUGACUAUCCAGCUCAUACAAAGCCAUUUCGUCGAUGAAUACGACCCUACAAUAGAAGACUCCUAUCGAAAGCAAUGCGUCAUAGAUGACGAGGUCGCCCUGCUCGAUGUACUGGAUACAGCUGGUCAAGAAGAAUACUCGGCGAUGCGAGAGCAAUAUAUGCGCACGGGCGAAGGAUUUCUACUGGUCUACUCAAUCACAUCACGGCAAAGCUUUGAAGAGAUCUUGACAUUCCAACAACAAAUACUGCGAGUGAAGGACAAAGACUACUUUCCCAUCAUCAUAGUGGGUAACAAAUGCGAUCUGGACUCAGAGCGAGAAGUCUCAAGGCAAGAGGGUGAGCAGCUAGCUCGCCAGUUCGGCUGCGCCUUCAUUGAGACCUCCGCAAAAUCCCGCAUCAACGUCGACAACGCCUUCUUCAAUAUCGUCCGCGAAAUCAGAAGAUACAACAAAGAGAUGUCAUCCUAUCCAGCGGGCGGAGGAGGGCCCAGUACGUCCCGGCCGCCACAGGACAGUUCAGACAGCGCGGGCUGCUGCGGUGGGAAGUGCAUUGUGAUGUGA